Dibothriocephalus latus is the source of this 501-nucleotide messenger RNA. The record is from the annotation of a GenBank genome assembly. NCBI's taxonomy places the organism in Eukaryota, Metazoa, Platyhelminthes, Cestoda, Diphyllobothriidea, Diphyllobothriidae.
AUGAUCGCAAACGUUAACAAGGCGCUGCAUUACAUCGAAAGUAAAGGCGUCCAUCUGGUUUCUAUUGGACCGGAACAAAUUGUUGAUGGCAACACGAAAAUGAUCCUCGGAAUGAUAUGGACGAUUAUUUUACGUUUUUGUAUUCAAGAUAUCACAGUUGAAGAACUACACGCAAAGGAGGGACUUCUUUUAUGGUGUCAACGCAAGACGGCACCGUACAAUAAUGUGAACGUUCAAAACUUUCAUAUGAGCUGGAAAGAUGGAUUAGCAUUCUGUGCACUCAUUCAUCGUCAUCGACCGGAACUAAUUGAUUAUGCAAAACUCUCCAAGGAUAAUCCCAUCCAAAAUUUGAACUACGCUUUUGACGUCGCCGAGAAGUACCUCGAUAUUCCAAAGAUGUUGGAUGCAGAAGGUAAACCUAUUUCUCGUCGAGGGUCGAUUGUACAUCUUACUUUUAAGAACACCAUUAUGAACGUCCUUUUUGCCUUUUUUGUUUGUUAG